Molecule: messenger RNA, 2207 nt
Organism: Seriola dumerili (greater amberjack)
Lineage: Eukaryota; Metazoa; Chordata; Actinopteri; Carangiformes; Carangidae
Gene: capns1a
Product: calpain small subunit 1-like
Exons: 11
Coding region: 159-809 (216 amino acids)
Molecular function (GO): calcium ion binding
Source: RefSeq, a predicted model, not a curated record
CUCUUUGGCAUCCCACUUCCUCCCUGCAGCGGCAGUGGGUCGGGGCGUGUUGACGGACCGCCCUGACAGCUGAGUUGAAUUUAGGGAGUCUCACGCAAGCUCAGCCAGACAUCCUGCCACCAACUUCACCGAGUGCUGUUGCCUUACGUUGACAGAAGAUGUUUUUUGCCAAAAAGUUUAUCGGUGGCAUCAUUGAUGUUGUAAGCAACAUCGACCCAGCCCAGUUUGUGCCUUCUGACCCUCCUCCACCACGCAGGCCACUUGCAUAUGCAGAGCAGCAUGAGAGUGACGAAGAGAAACAGUUCCGCAGAGUCUUUCAGCAACUUGCUGGAGAUGACAUGGAAGUGAGCCCAACUGAGCUGAUGAACAUCCUAAAUAAAAUCAUUUCAAAGCGUGGAGAUCUGAAGACAGAUGGUUUCAGCAUUGAGUCUUGCAGGAGCAUGGUGGCAGUCAUGGAUGUAUCCUCAACUGGAAAACUCGGCUUUCAUGAAUUCAAACAUCUCUGGAACAAUAUAAAGAAAUGGCAGGGAGUGUACAAGUCCUACGACACAGAUGGCUCUGGUGUCAUUGGUGCAGAUGAGCUUCCAAAUGCUUUCAGAGCUGCAGGCUUCCCUCUCAACGACCAGCUGUUCGAGAUGAUAAUUCGCAGAUACAGUGAUGAAAGUGGGAACAUGGAUUUUGAUAACUACAUCGGUUGCCUUGUGAGGCUGGAUGCCAUGUGCCGUGCCUUCAAAACCCUGGAUAAGGAUAACAACGGGACUAUCAAAGUCAAUGUUCAGGAGUGGCUUCAGUUGACCAUGUACUCAUGAGUCCAGACGAUGUCUCCUGCUUGUUAUACGGAACCACUUUGUUUGUCCACGCAGUCCAAAAUAUUUUAUCAACCAUCGCAAUGUACUCCACUCAUCACUGUAAAAAAAAAAAAAAAAAAUCUCCCACAAGGCACAGUUCGAAUGGCUCCCACCUUUUUUCAAUAGACUGCAUGAUUGACAUGUCUACCUUUGUGCUAGUGUUUACACCUGUUGGGACAGGUCAGUGUAUACCUUUUAACAAUCACGUAAGUAAUUCUCAGAAAAGGCUCCACCCAGCAUCAGCCUGAGGACUAACCAGCUUUCUUACUAAAUUUAAUCCCCUAUGAGGAUGUGCAUGUCUUUGAAGAGAGGGUUAAUUUAACUUCAGGGGAAACAGUUAAUCAGUCCAUAAAGUUUAAAGGCUCUGCACACCCACAGGUGUUUUCAGGUAUUAAUGCUGAGUAGAGCUCUGCACAGGCUGAAGCUGGGUUGUAGCUAUUCAUAGAAUUGCAUGAUGUGACCAAAUUCCAUGUAAUCAUAAGAGUCAUGAGGAUGUUAGUUGUCCCACCCCGACAGUUGCAACAAAGCUAACAGGAGUGUUGGGAAAAUGGCUGGCAGCCAAUCAUUACACACCCACACAGCCCUGAGAAGAGGUCUCAUUGGGUAAAAUAGGGAAGCAAAUUCUUCUGUUUUUGCAGAGACUUUGAGAUGGCCGUUGUAAAACUAUAGAUAAAUCUUACUAUUUGUUAGACCACAGUUAUACUCAGUGUCUUUGUGAAACCAGGCCCACAGCCACUGAUGAAAGAUUCUUGUUCACUAAAACAUGUGAAACAGCUCAUUAUUUUGAGUGUUAGGGAGAUGUAUAAGUUAUGGAUCACUUGCACCAAAGCCUAUCACAAGCAGAUCGCGGUGCACACUCCAAUAUUUUGCAUCACAGUUGCACUGUAUAUGCACAGCAGUCAGGAAUGCUCAUACUGACUACAGCCACUAGAAGAUCUAAAUAAUGAAUAAAUCUAAAAUCACAAACUGUCUUUUAAGUGACCUGAUAUUAAAGUUAGUUUAUUAAUGUAUAUAUUCAAUAUAUCAGCUUUAUAUCUCCUCUGUAAUAGUAAUGUACAUUAACAUCCCAAGAGAUAAUGUCUUUGCCAUAGCAUUCUGUAUGUCUCAGUUAACUGAUCACUUUAUCACUUAUCUGUGUGCUUAUUCAAAAUGCCUGCACCAGAUAAUUGCCAGCACAAUGUGUGAAUUUAUCGUAUAUAAUAGAUGUGUAUGCCACUAAUGCAAGCAGCCAAUAGAAAAGAUGCAUUAAUAAGGGUUUUUAACCAUGUAGUUGUAGCCACUGUCAUUAAACUGUUACCGAAAAUGUUUGGUAAAAUAAAUACCUGUGCCAUAUUUGGAAUAAAAGGGUAUCUGAAAUGA